Cercocebus atys (sooty mangabey) is the source of this 4517-nucleotide messenger RNA. It is a transcript of the gene CSNK2A1, whose product is annotated as casein kinase 2, alpha 1 polypeptide. Gene Ontology annotation, cellular component: nucleus; cytosol; protein kinase CK2 complex. The record is from RefSeq and is a predicted model, not a curated record. NCBI's taxonomy places the organism in Eukaryota, Metazoa, Chordata, Mammalia, Primates, Cercopithecidae. Gene Ontology annotation, molecular function: protein serine/threonine kinase activity; ATP binding. Bases 454 to 1629 code for a protein of 391 amino acids. The transcript is spliced from 13 exons. Gene Ontology annotation, biological process: protein phosphorylation.
AGACUGCAGGCAUGAACCAGUGGCCACCCAAAGGAGACUGAUGGUCCAUCUCCUUCAUCAUGCGUGCUAAGACACAAAAACAGCUUGAAGGGAAGGAAGAAGCUAGGGUUUUUUUGGUUUUGUUUUGUUUGUUUGUUUGUUUAUUUUAGUAUUCUUCAGAGGCACAGAAUGAAAGGCAGAGAGAACCCCAGGUACAAUUUAAUUCACUUGUUAGCAGAGGCUACAUGUGCCAGAUGCCAUGCUACACGCUGGAGACAGCCUACGCAUGCUGGGCUCGUGAGAGAAUAAGCUAUGAGCCACAGUGCCUGCAUGCAGAGACCAACUCACUAGCUGUGCAAGCUUGGUUUGAAGAAAACAGGUCUGAAACAAGGUCUUACCCCCAGCUGCCUCUGAACACAGUGACUGCCAGAUCUCCAAACAUCAAGUCCAGCUUUGUCCGCCAACCUGUCUGACAUGUCGGGACCCGUGCCAAGCAGGGCCAGAGUUUACACAGAUGUUAAUACACACAGACCUCGAGAAUACUGGGAUUACGAGUCACAUGUGGUGGAAUGGGGAAAUCAAGAUGACUACCAGCUGGUUCGAAAAUUAGGCCGAGGUAAAUACAGUGAAGUAUUUGAAGCCAUCAACAUCACUAAUAAUGAAAAAGUUGUUGUUAAAAUUCUCAAGCCAGUAAAAAAGAAGAAAAUUAAGCGUGAAAUAAAGAUUUUGGAGAAUUUGAGAGGAGGUCCCAACAUCAUCACACUGGCAGACAUUGUAAAAGACCCUGUGUCACGAACCCCCGCCUUGGUUUUUGAACACGUAAACAACACAGACUUCAAGCAAUUGUACCAGACGUUAACAGACUAUGAUAUUCGAUUUUACAUGUAUGAGAUUCUGAAGGCCCUGGAUUAUUGUCACAGCAUGGGAAUUAUGCACAGAGAUGUGAAGCCCCAUAAUGUCAUGAUUGAUCAUGAGCACAGAAAGCUACGACUAAUAGACUGGGGUUUGGCUGAGUUUUAUCAUCCUGGCCAAGAAUAUAAUGUCCGAGUUGCUUCCCGAUACUUCAAAGGUCCUGAGCUACUUGUAGACUAUCAGAUGUACGAUUAUAGUUUGGAUAUGUGGAGUUUGGGUUGUAUGCUGGCAAGUAUGAUCUUUCGGAAGGAGCCAUUUUUCCAUGGACAUGACAAUUAUGAUCAGUUGGUGAGGAUAGCCAAGGUUCUGGGGACAGAAGAUUUAUAUGACUAUAUUGACAAAUACAACAUUGAAUUAGAUCCACGUUUCAAUGAUAUCUUGGGCAGACACUCUCGAAAGCGAUGGGAACGCUUUGUCCACAGUGAAAAUCAGCACCUUGUCAGCCCUGAGGCCUUGGAUUUCCUGGACAAACUGCUGCGAUAUGACCACCAGUCACGGCUUACUGCAAGAGAGGCCAUGGAACACCCCUAUUUCUACACUGUUGUGAAGGACCAGGCUCGAAUGGGUUCAUCUAGCAUGCCAGGGGGCAGUACGCCCGUCAGCAGCGCCAAUAUGAUGUCAGGGAUUUCUUCAGUGCCAACCCCUUCACCCCUUGGACCUCUGGCAGGCUCACCAGUGAUUGCUGCUGCCAACCCCCUUGGGAUGCCUGUUCCAGCUGCCGCUGGCGCUCAGCAGUAACGGCCCUAUCUGUCUCCUGAUGCCUGAGCAGAGGUGGGGGAGUCCACCCUCUCCUUGAUGCAGCUUGCGCCUGGUGGGGAGGGGUGAAACACUUCAGAAGCACCGUGUCUGAACCGUUGCUUGUGGAUUUAUAGUAGUUCAGUCAUAAAAAAAAAAUUAUAAUAGGCUGAUUUUCUUUUUUCUUUUUUCUUUUUUUUUUUUUUUAACUCGAACUUUUCAUAACUCAGGGGAUUCCCUGAAAAAUUACCUGCAGGUGGAAUAUUUCAUGGACAAAUUUUUUUUCUCCCCUCCCAAAUUUAGUUCCUCAUCACAAAAGAGCAAAGAUAAACCAGCCUCAAUCCCGGCUGCUGCAUUUGGGUGGAGAUUUCUUCCCAUUCCCACCAUUGUCCUCCACCAUCCCACACUUUAGGGGGUUGGUAUCUCGUGCUCUUCUUUAGAGAUUACAAAAAUGUAGCUUCUCAGGGGAGGCGGGAAGAAAGGAGGCAGGAAGGAAAGAAGGAAGGGAGGACCCAAUCUGUAGGAGCAGUGGACUGCUUGCUGGUCACUUACAUCACUUUACUCCAUAAGCGCUUCAGUGGGGUUAUCCUAAUGGCUCUCGUGGAAGUGUGUCUUAGUUACAUCGAGAUGUUGAAAAUCUACCCGAAAUGCAGACAGAUACUAAAAACUUCUGUUCAGUAAGAAUCAUGUCUUAUUGAUCUAACCCUAAAUCCAACUCAUUUAUAAUUUUAGUUUUAGUUCAGUUUAAAAUUUUGAUACCUUCCCUCCCAGGCUCCUUACCUUGGUGUUUUCCCUGUUCAUCUCCCAAUAUGCUGUGCUCCAUAGCUGGUAGGAGGGGGAAGGCAAAAUCUUUCUCAGUUUUCUUUGUCUUGGCCAUUUUGAAUUCAUUUAGUUACUGGGCAUAACUUAUUGCUUUUUACAAAAGAAACAAACAUUGUCUAUACAGGUUUCAUGCUAGAGCUAAUGGGAGAUGUGGCCACACUGAGUUCGUUCCAUUUUAAGCUUUCUACCUUCUUUUCCUCUGACCUUCCCCUUCCCUCACAUGCCAUCCAGUGAGAAGACCUGCUCCUCAGUCUUGUAAAUGUAUCUUGAGAGAUAGGAGCAAAGCCACUAUCUCCAUUGAAGCUGAAAUGGUAGACCUGUAAUUGUGGGAAAACUAUAAACUCUCUUGUUACAGCCUUGCCACCCCUUGCUGUGUGUAUAUAUAUAAUACUUUGUCCUUCAUAUGUGAAAGAUCCAGUGUUGGAAUUCUUUGGUGUAAAUAAACGUUUGGUUUUAUUUAUCAAGGUUAGAUUUAAGUUCCCUGUGUAAAGGUCUUGCUGGGUGGGUGUCUCAUGUUCACAUCUGAGGGGCCUGCAGCCCUGUACCGUGGAGGCUUCCCAAGGCCCCCACUUUUAUACACCCCUCGUUCGACCCAUGGUACCGGGCAGGGCAGAGAGGCCUUAAAAAAAAGCACCACAAGCCAAAGCGUCUCUGGGGAUUAAGGAUCCUUUGCCAUAAAACUCAUUUUGUGUCUCAGCAGUGCAGGGAUUGGGGAUGGAAAAAGUCGCCAGUUUUUGUGUGUUUGUGUGUGUGUGUGUAAAGUGGACUUUCCACUGUAAUCCAACCACCUAAGUUUAUCAGGUGCUUCACUGAGGAAGCCUAGUUUUUUAAGCACAAUAGCAAAACCAUCAGCUCUGUAUUUUCUCCUGUUAAUUCAUUACAGUAGCUGCUUGUGGGAACUAGGAAAAAUUCUUCCAACAUACUUUAAGGCCUAAAAUCUUAGUUCCCCAUUCUCCUACCUUUAUAGAUUCACAGGCCUUUCUCACCUAGGCAUCAUAGGUAAACGUAAUUGUUUGGGGAGUUGAAUUUAAUGAACUUAUCUAACUUUGUAACCCAUCUUGGCUUUAGUAACUUUAUCAAGGUGGUGGCUUUAGUGAAUUUAAUGGUUAACUUUAGAGGACGCUAAAGCCUCCUUUCAUAGCGCUUCUCAACGAUAGGGAGAGUUGAAGGGAAAACAUUCUGACUGUGUGGCAGGGUGAUUUUCUUCCUUAUGACCACUUACAGUGGAUAUUUAUUGUACUUGACCCUUUUAUGCCCUAGAAUGCUGUGAGGGUUACCAUGUUGAAUUUGUGCAGAAGCUAAAAGCACCAGAUGUGCCAGAGAUGCAAUUUGUGAUUAUGUUUGCACUGGAUUGUGAUUUGAACAGGACACUUAUAACUAAUGAGUUCUUUCUUUUGAGGUGGGGAGAGGGUUGUAAAUCAAGACUUCACACCCGAUCCUUGUAGCUCGGAAAUUUAGGUUUGGCUUAGGCUGAUGCGGAGAGCUGCAGACAGCUGGACCUCCUUACACCCAUCAGACCUUGGAAGAAACCGAAGGUGAAUGCAGAGGACUCUGAGGUGCCACCCAAGAGCCUUUUAAAAUAAAUAGAAGUUUUUAAAAAUGCUACUUAGAGUCACUGCAGAAGCAUGGAGAGAGAAAAACAAAAAAACAAAAGACCCAGUUGGGUGGGGGGUGGGGGGGAGGCAAGGGUUUACAGAGUAACAACUUAUGUGUUGUUGUAAAUUACCUCAUCUGUAUACCUUGUAUUGGGACACUUUAUUUCUCAGCACUACCUGUGUCUGCAUUGCUUAGAUGGCAGGAGAUGGAAUGGCCGAUAUAAAAAGUUAUGUUGGCAAUUACUCUGAAAGAUUUUUUAAAGUAUUUUUAAACUUUGUUUGAAGUGGUCCCUCCCCUCUUCCUCUGCUUUUCUUUAAGUUUGAAGCCAGAAGUCCCUCCCCCACCUUGAUUUAUUGGUUGUAAUUGUAUUGUAAUUGGUAUAACUAAAACAUAAUUGUGCUGGGAAGAAGUUGUGCCAUGAAGGUCUUUAAUUUUUUUUUUUUUAAUAAAAACAUUUAAAUAAAUGAAAUGUC